This is a messenger RNA of Castor canadensis (American beaver), 853 nucleotides long. It is a transcript of the gene Tmem141, whose product is annotated as transmembrane protein 141. The record is from RefSeq and is a predicted model, not a curated record. NCBI's taxonomy places the organism in Eukaryota, Metazoa, Chordata, Mammalia, Rodentia, Castoridae.
CGCCCCCGGCCGGCGGGCUCCUGCGUCAGCUUUCCCAGCCCCACCAGCUAUGGUGAACCUGGGACUGUCCCGCGUGGACGACGCCGUGGCCGCCAAGCACCCGGGACUUGGUGAAUAUGCCGCGUGCCAGUCGACCGCCUUCAUGAAGGGCGUUUUUACCUUUGUCACAGGCACCGGUGCGACCUUGGGCCUGCAGAUGUUCAUUCAGAGAAAGUUUCCAUACCCUGUGCAGUGGAACCUGCUGAUGGCUGCGGUUGCAGGUUCUGUGGCCAGUUACUGGGUGACAAGAGUGGAGUCGCAGAAAUGCAGCAACCUCUGGCUCUUCCUGGAGACGGGGCAGCUCCCCAAAGACAUGGGCACAGAUCGUCGCAGCUAAGAGCACUCCAGCUAGGGUGCAGCGGAUCUGGGGCAGGGGCAGUCCUGGAACACAGCCCUCUGCCCUCCCAACUCCCAGCUGGCCUUUCCCACCUCACACAUGCCUCUCCCCACCCGAGUGCCUUUUGUCCCCUGCACUUGUGCGUGGCCAGACCUGCACAGACUGCCACCUUCCCAAACCUCCUGCCAAGAGGUUGACUCAGAAAACACUGGGAGGCUGGGGUCCUCCCCCAAGGGCAACAAGAAACAAGGUCAGCUCUGUGAACCAGAUGCUUGUGUGGAGGUGACAAUCCUUAUGCGUGGAGGGGACUUGUGUACUCUUCGUGGGGCUUUGUGUCCCCUUUCUGGUUCCUAUACCUGCAACAAGCCCAAAGGGACAGCAGGUGCUGGGGGUAUGAAGCUAAUAAAUGGCUUGUCCUUUCUCCCACCUGAGCACUAAACAUGGCAGCGGGCUAAGGAGAGGUGAUCAGUCCAUCAC